AUGCUGACCUCCAUGGAGAUUGGCGCUCUUCGGACUCUUCUGCCCGAGAAGUUAAUCAACCCAACCAGAUUUGUGCUCGACAAUCCCGAUGAUUAUAAACCUGAAAAACUUGCCGCCUAUCUGCAGAGCGCAGCGCAAGCAGGUAGUCGGGACGUUGAGAGAUUCAAAAAAGAUUGGCACAGCGACGACGUGCGUGACCUGUGGCAGGCUGUCAACACCAAUGACUUGCCUCAGGGUGGAGAUGCCUGGGCUUUGGACUAUGGCGCUCUUCUCCAGCAUGCCGGUUCAAACGAGCAGCCCUCCACGACUGGAAGUGGCUCUGGCCCUCAAGUUCAGCCCCCGAGCAAAGCCGAGACUGCGAAGACGGUCAAGGACUUUCAAGUCAGGCAUCCAGCGCUGAAGCUACACGUGCCCGACGAGGCAAACCCCCUGCCCCUUGAGAUCACCGUUGCUGAGCUGGAAUUUUGUGUCGACCGAGAUCGAAGUCCUGGUGCGACCGGUUAUACGGUGACUGGCAAGCCAGGCAGCGAGGCGUUGGCCAACUUAGCAGUCAUCCUCCAAGCCAUCCAGGACAGUAAUGCUAAAGCCAGUCUGGCUACUCUUCUGGACCAGCUGGCAGCUUAUGAUGAUAUCAGGUCAAGACCUUGCGAUAAGUGUAACAGGCUCAUUGAUGGGAAGAAACUCCAGCUACCGUACAUUCGGCAGUUGAAGACGGCAACCGGAGAUGAGCCCGCACGAUUUAUUGCACUCCAUCACGAUUGUGCGUGA
Rhinocladiella mackenziei CBS 650.93 is the source of this 768-nucleotide messenger RNA. RefSeq lists its product as uncharacterized. The record is from RefSeq and is a predicted model, not a curated record. Lineage: Eukaryota; Fungi; Ascomycota; Eurotiomycetes; Chaetothyriales; Herpotrichiellaceae. Gene Ontology annotation, cellular component: mediator complex. The coding region runs from base 1 to 768 and encodes 255 amino acids. The transcript has 2 exons.